Bactrocera tryoni is the source of this 3712-nucleotide messenger RNA. Its product is annotated as SLIT-ROBO Rho GTPase-activating protein 1-like. The transcript is spliced from 18 exons. The record is from RefSeq and is a predicted model, not a curated record. Gene Ontology annotation, biological process: negative regulation of cell migration; signal transduction. Gene Ontology annotation, cellular component: cytoplasm. Bases 114 to 3458 code for a protein of 1114 amino acids. Gene Ontology annotation, molecular function: protein binding. NCBI's taxonomy places the organism in Eukaryota, Metazoa, Arthropoda, Insecta, Diptera, Tephritidae.
ACUUAAUAAUAGCUAAAAAAUAAUCGACAAUUUCAUUGUUUGUACUUUUGGUUAAAAGGCUACUAACACUACAAUACAUUAUGGGAUGAACCGAUUUUGAUGAUCAUAUAAAGAUGGGUGAAAAGGAUCAGGAUAUAAAGAGCCCAAUGAAAAGAGUUGGAUCUACAAGAAAGAUCGUUAUGUUUAGUAGUAUUCGUCAGCAACUUAAUGAACAACUACGUUGUCUUGAUACCAGAGUGGAGUCACAAAUUGGAUUAAUUCAAGAAAUACAAGAUUUCUUUCGCCGUCGUGGAGAAUUAGAGUUAGACUACAGUAAAAGCUUAGAGAAAUUUGCACGUGGAUUACUGUUAAAACACAAGGAACAAAAACAAAAAAGAGAUCACUGGCCAAUAUUUUCAACGUUUGCGUGUUGGCAACAUUUAGUUAAGGAAACUCAGUCUUUAUCAAAAGAUCACGCAAUAUUGGCCGACCUAUAUUCUAUAAGUAUUGUUGCAAGUUUACAGACCACUAUUGAAGAUGUUCAGAGGAUAUAUAAAAAGGUUAAAUUAAUAGGAUAUGAAAUUCACGAAGAUAUUCAACAUUUACUUCAAGAACUUCAUACGACAAUGAAAACGUAUCAAAGAUACGAGAGUGAAUGUAAAUCAGCCAAGCUAAAGUUGGUUACUGCAGAAGCCCAGAGAAAAAAAUUGGAGCAGACAAUUGCAAAAGAAAAACUUGAACGGAAUAAGAAAUAUAAACUUACCGAAAAAGAAAUAGUCAAAAGGGACACAAAAUAUAAAGAUGCAAGACUGAAAGCGCUAAAAGCUAAAACUGAAUACCAGUUAUGUUUGGAAGCUUCAAAUACUACGAUACAUAAAUAUUUUGUGGAAGAUUUGUGUGAUCUAAUAGAUUGUAUGGAUCUUGGAUUUGGAUCUAUGAUUUCAAAAGCGAUACUAAUGCAUGUUUCGGCAGACCAGGGUCGAUCAAGGGCAAUUCUUCAACAAGCAGAUAAUCUCUCACAUUUAAUACACUCGAUCGAUUGUCGAGCUGAUAAGCAAAAAUUUUUAGAACACCAUCAUGCAGCGUUUAUAAUACCUAAACGUUUAGAGUUGCAAUGCCAACAAGAUCAGACUGAAAUAAUUGAAAUGGAUAUAAAAAAAGAAUUACAUUUAGAUAUGGAACAAAGAUUAGAAACUUUAGGUCAAAGGUUGCGAGAUCUUCGCAUAGAAUGCGACGAAGUUUGGAAGUCACUCGAGACAGCUGAAACGAAACUCUUGGAACAUUAUAAUAACAAGGACAAUGACACCAGCGAUAUUUUCACUGAAGGUAAACACUAUAUACAUAAGACACCCAACAGCAAUAUUACGCCUAAGUUAAAAGCUGAAAAGCAGGACAUCGAAGAUUAUUACAUAUUGAAAAUACGAGAAUAUAUAAACGGAACUUCACGCAUAGCACGUUUAAGCGCAAAGGCUGAAUUUAUACGAAACGUUUUAGUUAAGAACAGUUCAUGCUGUAUACCUUCUCAAACGAAAGCCAUAACAUCAACCCGGAAGCGAAUUGGACGUGUUAAUAUUACUGGCCAACCAAAAUUAUUUGGCGGUUCCUUAGAAGAAUAUUUAGAAUUUACCAACGAGGAAGUACCACUUGUUAUGCGUAGCUGCAUACGUGUCAUUAAUUUAUAUGGAUUACAUCAUCAAGGAAUAUUUAGAGUUUCCGGUUCCCAAGUGGAAAUUUCAAACUUUCGAGAAGCAUUUGAAAGGGGCGAAGAUCCACUUGCAGAUACAAAUGACGCGUCGGAUAUUAAUUCCGUUGCUGGGCUUUUAAAGCUGUACUUGCGAGAAUUAAGGGAGCCAUUAUUUCCUAUAGUAUAUUUCGAACAUUUUGUAUCUAUAGCAGAAAUACGUUCAAAAGAGGAUAUCAUAACAGCAAUAAGAAAUUUUUUAAGCAAUCUUUCUCCUACGGUUUUAAUAGUUAUUCGUUAUUUAUUCGCUUUUCUAAAUCAUCUAUCGGAAUAUGCGGAUGAAAAUAUGAUGGAUGCAUUUAAUUUAGCUAUUUGUUUCGGUCCGACCCUCAUGCCUGCGCCGGAAGAUAAAGAUCAAGUUCAAUACCAAAAUCAGAUAAACGAGCUUAUUAAAUGUAUGAUAUUAUACCACGAUGAUAUUUUUCCGCCGGAUUUAGUAGGCUUGGAAUACGAAAAAUAUAUAUCUCACGAACCUUUCAUGGAUAUUUUUGUUGGUGAAUCCCCAGUCGAUAAUGUGACCGAAGAUCCGGACUCAGAAAUUUGUCCCUCCGAAGAUGAAUCAGAAACUCUGGAAGCCACAGUUCAGUUCGAUUUUAAAGCACGAUCGAAUCGUGAAUUAUCAAUUCGCAAAGGAGAUAUCGUAAUCUUAAGAAAACAGGUAUCUAAUGAUUGGUGGCACGGAAUAUUAAAUGGAACAGAGGGACUAAUACCAGAUAAAUAUAUAUCGCUUAGAAUCAAAGGAGAAGACAGAGACAAAAUAUCUAUUGAACAAUACAACCAUAGGGAUAUUAAUGUUGAGAACGAGCCGACUGUUGAAAUUCAAACAGAAACCACAAAAGAGGAUUGUCACGUAUAUUUACAGCCUAAUAUUGAUCCAAUAUCAUACAAUUCAAGAACCGAUAAUGAAUUUUAUGAACAUAAUUCAUUGAAUGACUACGAGAAACAUGCCGAAAUACAGAUUGUAAACACCUGUGACAAUUUAGAGCGUCUACCGGCACCGGAGUCAAAGCAAUGUAUUUCCGAUUUCAAUAAAAAACCCAUUAACACUCAUCAAAACAGCAUCGAAAUAUUGCAAAGAAACGCAGAUGUAGUAGAUAAUUCAGUCAUAUCCGACAUACCCUCGGUAAAUGUUAAUGUUGACAGUGUUCAACCUACAGAGGAUUUUGAACGUUCUAUUAAAACUGACGAUACAACCGAAGAGGAUUUGAAGAAUUUGAGUGAAUUCCAAAAAAAUAAAUUUUUAUGGGAAGUAAGAUCACGCGGUACAUCCAAGGAAAGUUGCUACAAUUUGCCAUACGAAAAGAAGCCCAUUGCACCCGAUCUAGUUAUGGAUUUACCAAUCUCAAAAAAUAAAUCAAUUUUUGAGUGUGCUUUUCAAGAAAAUGCAGAGGAUAUCGAUGAAACAACACAGAUAAAAGGAAAUACGGGGAUUUUUAAAAACGCCGACCAUACGACAGUUUUGAAGAAAAAAAAAUCGAAUGAUGUAUCCAAAGCAGUCAGUGCUUCAAAAUCCGUGUUAGUUAGUGAAGAUCUACAAUCUCAAAGUGAUCUUUUUAUUGUAGAAGGAAAUAAUUUAUAUGCCAAUAUAAAUCCUUCAUCCGCGAAAGCACGUGGAUUUAAAUUAGAUCACGAAUUAAAUCAAUAUCAAAUGGCGCACAAACAGAAUGAUUUAAAAAAUAAGGAAACGAAUUCGAAUGAAAAUAGAGUUGAAUCAAAUACAAGUAACAAUAUGGAGUAAAAGGCCUUGUUAAUGUAUUACUCCAAUAAUCAAUAUACAUAUUUUUAUUUAUUUAUUUUAUAUUUUUGAAUUUAUGUAUAAUCAAAAUACAUUAAUGAGCUUUUCCUCCUAAUAAAUAAAAGGAAUCACUAAAUAAUGGCAUUACAAUCGAAAAAAUAUAUAUUUAUACCACGUGUCGGUAUCACAACGUAUGUACUAUAUAUUGAAGUAUGACAUACAUAGAAUUAUACUUGCUUUAUAAUUAAUUUGAAAUU